This is a messenger RNA of Danaus chrysippus (African queen), 2220 nucleotides long. NCBI's taxonomy places the organism in Eukaryota, Metazoa, Arthropoda, Insecta, Lepidoptera, Nymphalidae. The record is from the annotation of a GenBank genome assembly.
AUGUGCAUGGGAAGAGUUUGUUUGAGUAGUGAGAAUUUUUUUGAGAAUACAAAGUCUGACGGCUACAUUCAGCACGUUGAACAGUUGCUGUUACACUUCCAGCGGCUUGGAUGCAACAUGAGUAUAAAGCUUCACUACCUCCACAGCGAUCUAGACUAUUUUCCUGAAAAUCUCGGUGACCUAAGCCAGGAACAAGGAGAGCGCUUUCAACAGGAUAUUCGCGCUAUGGAGAACAGUCGGGCAACACAGUCACCAGUGACUGUUGUCAAUCUGUCAAAGCAAACUUUAGAUAAACAAACCGUUGAGAUCCUUAAAAAAGGUUUAAAUUUUGCACCUGCACCUUCAAAAUUACCGUUCGAAGACAUUAUCUGUAACGUUGAGGAAUGUCUUCAUAAGAAUCAUGUCACGAAAGAAGAGUCUGAGGCAAUCCGGCAGGACGUAUCAUAUGUUCUGCGCCGGAGCAAAUUGCCUCAACAAAACAUCUCUCGUCAGGAAUCAGUUGCACUAAAACACCUACGCAACAAUGAAGACCUGACUGUCCUCCGUGCAGAUAAAGGGAACGCGACCGUAGUAAUGGAUACGAGUGAUUAUGAUAGUAAAAUAACUGAAAUUCUUGCGGAUAAUUCUGUCUAUAAAAAAGUUAACAAAGACCCGACCAGUAAAGUUUUAACGGAAACAAAAUUAUUAAUUAAUAAAUACAGUUCCAAACUCAAUCUGGAUAUCAAAUCACUCGUACCAUCGUGUUCAAAACCACCAAAAUUGUAUGGGUUACCUAAAAUCCAUAAACAAGAUGUUCCAUUACGGCCAAUUGUAAGCCAGAUUGAUUCACCAACUUAUAAACUGGCUAAAUUCCUUUCAAAGAUUUUAUCACCACUCCGGGGCCACACAAAGUCAUUUGUUAAGGAUUCCUACCAGUUUGUCAAUGACAUUAAACACCUAAAAUUGACAGACAAUGACAUUAUGGUCAGUUUCGAUGUACAGUCAUUAUUCACUAAUCUACCUGUUCUUGACUGCAUUGAGAUUGUAAGAGGUAAGUUAAAGGAUAAUAAGAUGCCUAUUGAAUAUGCAGAAUUGUUAAAGCACUGCCUAACAUCUGGCUAUCUCAUGUGGAAGGAUGAAUUCUACAUACAAGUAGAUGGAGUAGCAAUUGGUUCGCCGGUUUCCCCCGUUGUCGCAGAUAUAUUCAUGGAAGACUUCGAGGUGCGAGCCCUUAGCUCUCCUACAAUAAGACCCUUAAUUUAUAAACGCUAUGUAGAUGACACUUUCACAAUAUUAAAUAAAAACAAAACAUCUGCUUUCUUGAACCAUCUUAAUUCUAUCAAUAAUAAGAUCCAGUUUACUAUAGAAUUAGAGGCAAAUAAUUCUUUAGCUUUCCUUGAUAUACUGGUCAUCAGGAAUCCUGACAAUACUUUGGGACAUACUGUUUAUAGGAAACCCACACAUACGGAUAGGUAUCUCAAUGGUAAAUCACACCACCACCCUGUACAGUUAGCUACCGUUGGUAAAUCUUUGUUACAGAGAGCACAACACCUUUGUGAUGCUGACCACCUAGAGGCCGAGCUGCAGCAUGUAAGACGUGCUCUGACCAUCAACAGCCUGCCCGUGCCUCGCCAGCAUCGCAAGAACCAGAUGAAGCCACCUACAGUUGAGCGACAACCUGCAAUUCUACCAUAUGUAAAGGGAGUUACUGACAGAAUAGGCAACAUCUUGAAGAAGGUUUCAAUCAAGACUAUUUAUAAACCACAUAAGAAAGUGAGCCAAUUCUUGAGACCAAUCAAGAGUAACAUUCCUUUACAACAAGCGGGUGUAUAUAAACUUGAUUGUGACUGUGGCUUGUCAUACAUCGGACAGACAAAGAGAAGCAUCGGUACAAGGGUUAGGGAACACAUUUCAGACGUCAGGAAUAGGCGCGCGUCGAAGUCAGCAGUGUGCGAACAUGCAUUGGACAAACCAGGCCAUUACAUUAGAUUUGAUAAACCACAGAUCCUCGCUCGUGAAGACAGAUAUAUACCAAGGUUAAUCCGCAAGGCUAUUGAAAUUAAAAAACACCCAAAUUUCAAUAGAGAAGAUGGCUGGAACCUAUCAAACACCUGGGAUCCUCUUCUUAAAAAUAUAAAAUCCCAUGUCCGUGACCACACCACAGGACCUCGAGACACCGUGAGCGCAUUUUGCCGGCAUCCAGAGCGGUACGAAAGACAAUUAAGAAAUCGAUGGCGGUAG